Aphidius gifuensis is the source of this 1144-nucleotide messenger RNA. RefSeq names its product retinal homeobox protein Rx1-like (gene hbn). Gene Ontology annotation, biological process: regulation of transcription by RNA polymerase II. Gene Ontology annotation, molecular function: RNA polymerase II transcription regulatory region sequence-specific DNA binding; DNA-binding transcription factor activity, RNA polymerase II-specific. The record is from RefSeq and is a predicted model, not a curated record. The transcript has 4 exons. Lineage: Eukaryota; Metazoa; Arthropoda; Insecta; Hymenoptera; Braconidae. Bases 147 to 1064 code for a protein of 305 amino acids.
AUAAUAAUAAUUAUCAUAUAAUAUUAUUACCAAUUGGAUACAACACAAUUGUGCUUUAUAUGUAAAUAAAAAUAUAUAUUUAAAUACAAAAAAAAAAAAUAAAUAAAUCAAGUGACAUUUUGUUUUGUUAAUAAUUAUUGGAUAAUAUGGCACAAACGUGUAAUCAAAAAAGAAAUUCACAAUUAUAUUCAAUUGAUCAAAUACUUGGACACGGAAAAGACGAUGUUUUAAUUGUAAAUUUAUUAGGUAAUUCAAAUCCUUCGGAGAAUGCUGGUGAUAAUGGUGAUUCUGAUGGUUUGAUACAUCUUCGUGAUCAUCAAAUGCAUGAUCCAAUUGAACUCGGUGAAUCUGAUAGGCCAAGAAAAGUAAGACGUUCAAGAACAACUUUUACAACUCAUCAACUUCAUCAAUUAGAAAAAGCAUUUGAAAAAACACAAUAUCCAGAUGUUAGUUAUCGUGAGGCACUUGCAUCAAGUCUUGAGCUAUCAGAAGCUCGUGUACAGGUAUGGUUUCAAAAUCGUCGAGCUAAAUGGAGAAAAAAGGAAAAAACUAUGGGACGUGAUCCAAGCUAUAUGCAUGUUGGUCAAGGAGAUGUCAAUGAUUUGUCAUUCCACGCGCAGUUGCUUCAAACAGCUGGUUCUAAUCCAUCAGCUCCACCUGUAUCAGGUUUUCCCUGGAUUGGUCCACCAGUAUUUCCAACACCAUGGUCAUCAAAUACACAAAAAUUACAACCAUUUCAUGCAUUAUUAUCUCACUACAUUGGGCUUCCGCAGGGUCUUGCAUCACUUGGUUCAAUAUUACCAUUUGGCUUUAAUUCAAAUGUUUUUGCUCACAAUCAAUUGCAACAACAACAACAGCAGCAGCAACAACAACAGCAACAACGUGAACAACUUCAGCAACAUUCAUUAUUUCUUGAUGCACAAAAUUCACCUCAAAAUUUGAGCUCGAAAGAUCAACAAGAACGUGAUGAUGAAUCAGUGUCAUCAGACGACGAAAUAAGACGACAAAGUGCACAGGUACUUAGGGUAAAAGCUGAAGAAAUUAUACGUAAAUCUGGCAAUUAAUUAUGACAAUCAAUACCGCAGGCGGUUUGGUCAAUAAUUAUUUAUAUAUACAUAAUAUUAUUGCCUCAAUCAUCAUUGAU